GGGGGUUGAAAGGAGAGGGAGGGGGGCUGCAUUACAACAAAGCGAUUUUUAUUUUUUAUUUUUGUUAUUAUUAUUGGUUUUUUUCUUUUCCUUUAAAAGUUCUAAAUGUCCUUAAAAAGAUCAAGCACGAGAAUCCCUUCAGCCGUCUCUCAUCAUCGUAAUGAUAAUAGUUCAACUUUAACUAUUGAUUCCGCAAAUGGUAGUAGACAAAGACAAACUAAAAGAGAUGAAGCUAUUAGAAAAAAGUUAGAAACCGAACUUUCAAAAAAGAAGUCGGGCUCAAAAAGAAUUCGUCAGACACGUAAGAUAGCGGGUACCGUUUCAGCUCUUCGUCCUGCUCAAGCUUUGACUGUAAAAGAUAAUAUGUUGGUGAUUGAAGCGUCUCAGUUAAUGGCAGCUAAAAGAAGUGACUGUGUUCUUGUGGUAGAUGAAGAUGAUCAUUUGAGUGGUAUCUUCACUGCUAAAGAUCUUGCAUAUCGAGUUGUAGCUGAAUCCUUGGACGCAAGAGAUACUACGGUUGCUCAUAUUAUGACAAAGGGUCCUAUGUGCGUCACUUCUGAUACUUCUGCUACUGAUGCUCUUAAUUUGAUGGUUUCUCGAGGAUUUCGUCAUUUGCCUGUUUGUAAUGAAGAAGGUGAUAUCUUUGGUUUAUUAGAUAUAACAAAAUGUUUGUAUGAAGCACUUGAUAAAAUGGAAAGAGCCUUUGGUUCUUCUCGUAAACUUUAUGAUGCGUUAGAAGGUGUGGAGAAGGAAUGGAGCAAUUCACCUAUUCAAUUAGUUCAAUAUAUGGAAGCAUUACGUGAUAAAAUGGAAUGUCCUGAUUUAAGUACGGUAUUGGAUGGUUUACCUCCUGCUGAAGUAAAUGUAAAGACAAAUGUACGUGAUGUUGCACGUAUGAUGAAAGAAUAUCGUACAACGGCAGUCUUGGUGGCAGAUCGAGAAGGUUUAGCUGGUAUCUUUACAACAAAAGAUAUUGUAUUGCGUGUUAUUGCUGCAGGUUUAAACCCGGAAAAUUGUUCUGUUGUACGUGUCAUGACACCACAUCCUGAUACUGCUUCACCUCAGAUGACAAUCAUGGAUGCUUUAAGGAAAAUGCAUGACGGGCAUUACCUUAACCUUCCAAUCAUUGAAGAUGGGGAUGUGGUUGGCAUUGUUGACGUUUUAAAGUUAACUUAUGCUACAUUAGAACAAAUUAACAGUAUUCAAGGCAAUGAUGGUGAAGGUCCAAUGUGGGGCAGAUUUUGGGAUAGUUUUGGAGUUACAGAAAAUCCUGAAUCAGGAUCACAAUUAUCAGAUCCACUCUCUUCACAUAAUAGUAAUAAUAUAAUUAAUCGCGCUAUAUCUCCUGAGCCUUCAACUUCACUAUCUCAACUUCAAGGAUUCUCUGAAAUCACACCUAAUGAAUCAGCUAGUAUGGUUGCUAACAAUGACGAUAAUCGCUCUUCCAUGUCUGAAGACUACAGAAUAUUAUCUAAAGGGGAAGAAGACGUUUUUUCUUUCAAAUUCACAACCAGCAAAGGAAGAACACAUCGAUUUGCAUCUACUUAUAACAGUUAUUCUGCUCUUUUAGACUGUGUACAUCAAAAAAUAAUGACUGAACACAUGGCUAAUAUAAGUGAUACUAUAGAAGAUGCACAAUUACCUGUAGAAUCAUGGCUAAAUAUUUCUUAUUUGGACGAUGAAAAUGAUCAAGUUUUAAUUACUUCCGAUGCUGAUGUAUUAGAUGCUGUUAAGUUGGCUCGUAAAAUGGGACAGGAUCGUGUUAAAUUAUUUAUUCAUGAUAAAACUGAAAAAAAAGAAAAUGAAACGAUAGUUACAAGCACCAAGAUAGAGGAAUCUGUUGUCGUUACAGAGCCUAUUGAAGUUAGUAGGACGGCAAUAAUGCCUACUAUUGAAAUUACAGAAAGCAGCAAUCAUGCUGAGGAUAUAAAGCCAAAUAUGAAGAAGAAGAAAACUAUCAAAGUAGAUGAAGAAAAUAAUAAAUCAAAUAGAAAGAAAGAGACUGAAGCGAAUACAGUGGCUGGUAUUCCUCAAGAAUUAAUAUUACCAGCAGCAAUUGCAUUCUUAGGUGUUGUUAUUAUUGGCGUAUUCGCGUUUUCUCGUGUCAAUGAAAAUCGUCGUUAAUAAAUUUAUUUACAAAUAAGUACAUUUUUUUAUGUA
Molecule: messenger RNA, 2160 nt
Organism: Cokeromyces recurvatus
Lineage: Eukaryota; Fungi; Mucoromycota; Mucoromycetes; Mucorales; Mucoraceae
Exons: 6
Coding region: 106-2124 (672 amino acids)
Molecular function (GO): protein binding
Source: RefSeq, a predicted model, not a curated record